Messenger RNA from Exophiala spinifera, 2412 nucleotides. RefSeq lists its product as uncharacterized. The record is from RefSeq and is a predicted model, not a curated record. The transcript has a single exon. The coding region runs from base 1 to 2412 and encodes 803 amino acids. Lineage: Eukaryota; Fungi; Ascomycota; Eurotiomycetes; Chaetothyriales; Herpotrichiellaceae.
AUGGCACGCAUACGAGGUCGAGGAGAUUCAGACAUUGAAAAGGAUGGAUUUGGGCUCCAACCAAGCAGCGACGAUAACGACGAAGCAAUCAUGGACGACGUAGACACUUCCUUUGCGACCUCCCGCUCGACCUCGUCGUCGUACAGACCCAUGCUGGUCAACAAUGCCUAUACCUCAAACCGAUCUUCUUCACCACCAUACCUUGGCCGGAUGCCGAAAUCGGUCAUGCGAUGGAUAUGCUUGGGUGUCGCAGCCGGUCUGCUCAUCUUCGUCUUUGCUCUAGUGCGAAUGAGUUGGAAUGCGGAUAAGGAGGUCAAGGUGGCUAUACAAGAAGAGAAGAUCAAGCCUAAGCCACCACCAUGGGAGAGCUUUCCCUUUCUGGAUCGAUACUAUGGGGGAGUAAGAUCCCUUGUACCAUCCACUGCGAAUGUGCCUGAAUAUCCCCAGAAUGAGGACGAGGUACCCAUGGAAAAACUAGACUUACCUGAAGAGCCCCCUCUGGAUCCCCCCGAGGACCCGGAGAAAUUGAAGCGGGCGAUCCAGGCUAGCAUACCCUUCAACCCUUAUCCGAACUACAUGUCCCCCGAGUACAUUGCAAAACACGGAGAGAAGGUUGACUGUUUCCUGGAUGAGAAGAACACCAUAUCUAUCCCGCAAGUACGAGUUUACGAAGGCAUUCCGCGUGGUUUUCCUGAAGCAGUUAUGGGCUCAGCUCAGCUCCUUGGUUUGAGGACAGACAUUUGCUACGAGCGAUUUGGCAGACUAGGCCCGUAUGGUCUCGGCUACAGCAUCAACCGCGGCGGAAGUGGCGCUCAACAAGAAGGCGAAAGAGAGGGAGCAGAUGCGGUGUGGGAAGAAACGCCAGAAGUCGAUUUCAGAAAGGUGAAAUGGGUCGAGGCUCAACACAGAUGUGUCUCUGCGAACAAGCAUCGUUUCAAAGAGCUGCCAAAACCUCGAAUCGAUAGAUUCAGAGCCAUGCAGAUAGGAAGCAUCGAGAAGCGAGACGAAGGUGCCGAAGUCUCGUCGAUGCCAACAAAGCCUGCCAACACUGUGAAAACUGGCCCAGAAAAGCUGCCCCGUACAGCGAUCAUCAUUCGAACUUGGUCGGACUAUCGGUACACCCCAGAGGACAAAAUCUACUUGCGAUCCCUCAUUUCGGAAUUGACCAUGAUGAGUGGAGGAGAAUAUGUGGUACACUUUCUCAUCCAGGUCAAGAAUCACGACCUCCCUGUUUUCUCUGAUGACGAAACCUACGAGCGGGUCCUGCGAGAGUCUUUGCCGGAAGAAUUUCAAGGCAUGGGCACUCUGUGGACAGAGCGGCAGAUGCUGUUGAUGUAUGGUGGUUUAGAGGAGACGUGGAUGAGAGACUUGCCCGUGCACGGCGUUUACCGCAGCACAUUCAUGCCUAUGCAAUAUUUUGCCUACCAGCAUCCAGAGUACGAUUUCUUCUGGAACUGGGAGAUGGACGUCCGCACAACUCAUCAUUGGUAUCAUUUCUUCGACAGCGUCUCGAAAUGGGCCAAGGCACAGCCGAGGAAGUUUCUCUGGGAACGAAACAGCCGAUUUUACGUACCCUCGGAGCAUGGCGAGUGGGAUGACUUCAGUCACACGGUUCGAGUGCAGACCGAGCAGGGCACAAACAGCGCCAACAACCUAUGGAGCAGCCUCAAUCGCGCCAAGGACCCGAAGAUUCCUGGCGCCGUGAAUCAGCAGGGGGAUAAACCUAUCUGGGGGCCUGAAAGACCGCUUGACGACGACGUAGCUUUCGAAGGCGACCCUGUUCCGCCGACCUCUUUUGACAAAGACAAAUACACCUGGGGAGUUGGCGAAGACGCUGACCUGAUCACUUUCAACCCUCUCUUCGAUCCCGACGGGACCACCUGGCUUCUGACGGAUGACACGACCGGAUACAACGUUAGCCGCGGCCGACCUCCCCGUCGGACAGCCAUCAUCACGGCAAGCCGACUCAGCCGCAAGCUCCUGACGACGAUGCACCGAGAGACGGCGGUCAAGAAGCACACCAUGUUCAGCGAGAUGUGGCCAGCUAGCUGCGCGCUGCACCACGGUCUCAAAGCCGUGUACGCCCCUCACCCAGAGUACAUUGAUCGCAAAUGGCCGACAAAGUACCUCGAGGCCGUGUUCAACGGCGGGCGAAACGGCGCCACCGGCGGCGCCCGCACGAGCGUCUUUGGUGAUCGCGAACACAACUUCCGCGGCACGACGUGGUACUACAACGCCGGGUUCCCCGAGGUGCUCUGGCACCGCUGGCUGGGCAUGAAGUUCCACAACGACGGCGGCGAGCAGGAGGAAGUCGCCGGCGAGGGCAGAAUGUGUCUUCCUGGAAUGCUCCUCCACCCCAUCAAGCGGGUUGAACUGGUUCUCGAGGGCAGGAGAGCCGAUCAACAUCCUUGA